Molecule: messenger RNA, 1117 nt
Organism: Myzus persicae (green peach aphid)
Lineage: Eukaryota; Metazoa; Arthropoda; Insecta; Hemiptera; Aphididae
Exons: 2
Coding region: 717-1070 (117 amino acids)
Source: RefSeq, a predicted model, not a curated record
GAUAUAUUAAUGUUAGUGUUUAAAAAUCGGUCUUUUAGAUAUUUUUCAAUAUUAUAACGUAAAUUGUUACAAUUUGUAUUGUUUACAUAUCGAUAACUCCAAAAGUUAUUUUUAUAAAUCAGAGUAAUCACUAUAUUGAAUAGUGAAUACCCAUAUAAUUCACUGAUAUUAUUUGAUUAUCGUAAUGCUGAUAGUUGACGUAAAUUAAACAACCUAAAUUAUCUAGUCUAGAGAUUAGUUUAGGAACAGCCGUCAGACGUCUCUCGUUUUUAAUAGUGUUUGUAUUCAAUUGUUUUUCUCUGAAAAUAUUGUCGUGAUUUUAUAAUAUUAUGUGUUCUAAAAUAAGAAAUAAUGUUUAUUUAUUGGGUAAUGAAUGCAGUCAAAUUACUGGUGGUAAAUUGCCGUCCAUUAAGCAGGCUUUAUUAGUUUUUUCUACAACUUACGAGUUUUUAAAUUAAAUAUACGUGAAAGUGCUCGUCUCGCUGUACGUGAAAUAGUAAUAUUUUGGGAAAAAGCAAGAAUUCCUGUACAAGACAUUCAGCAUUGUAUAUCUAAACUAGAAAAAUUAUAUCAUGAAUGGAGAACAGUUCAAAAAAAUUCUACAAAAAGAACCGAAUGUCAAAUUAAAAAAGAAGUCGUGUUCACCUCAAAAUCGGACGAUUUAUUUGACAUUGCUCAUGCGAACGCAUUAAAUAUGUUAGGUAAUAAUUUUUACUAUGACAUUCAUAUUUUGUUUAAAAUUUUUUAAAAAAACAUUACUUAUUAUAGGUAUCCAAGAAGAUCGAGAUUUUUUACUUCUCCAAAGAGAAAAAGGCCGAAAAGGCUAUAUGAUGGGCAUUGAUACUAAAUUGGUUAAAGCUGAAAAGCGAAAGGCUGAUCGAUUAAAAUCAUUAAAUGAAGCAUCUAAACGUUCAAAAAUAGAAGCAGAAAAAUUAGAAAGAGGAGUGAAGCUAAUUGAAGAAUAUAACAGCAUUUUAACUAAAGAUGAAGAACAAAAACAGUACCUACUACAAAUUGUAAAAAAUUAUAAAAUUAUGUAUCCUGACAGUAACAAAUCGACACUACAAUAAUAUUAUGUUAUUAAAUAUUAUUAACUAAUAAAAAAAAUUGUAUCAGU